AUGGCUGGGCCAGGGUUUCAGGGCAACCCUGCCAAACCUCUCCUGUUGCUGCUGCUGCUACUGCUGCUGGCCCAGGCCCUGAUGGAAGGACCCUUGGUGUUCGUGGCUCUGGUGUUUCGUCAUGGUGACCGGGCCCCACUGGCCUCCUACCCCACAGACCCACACAAAGAGGCAGUCUCCACCCUGUGGCCACGUGGCCUGGGCCAGCUGACUGGGGAAGGGGUCCGCCAGCAGCUGGAGCUGGGACGCUUCCUGAGGAGCCGCUACGAGGCCUUUCUGAGUCCUGAGUACCGGCGGGAGGAGGUGUAUGUUCGCAGCACGGACUUUGACCGGACACUGGAGAGUGCUCAGGCCAACCUUGCUGGGCUGUUCCCCGAGGCUGCCCCGGGGAGCCCCGAGGCCAACUGGAGGCCAAUUCCAGUGCACACAGUGCCUGUUACUGAGGACAAGCUGCUGAGGUUCCCCAUGCGCAGUUGUCCCCAGUACCAUGAACUGCUGCAGGAGGCCACUGAGUCUGCUGAGUACCAGGAGGCCCUGGAGGGCUGGACGGACUUCCUGACCCGCCUGGAGAACUUCACGGGGCUGUCGCUGGUUGGGGAGCCGCUCCGCAGGGCAUGGAAAGUUCUGGACACGCUGAUCUGCCAGCAAGCCCAUGGUCUUUCCCUCCCAUCCUGGGCCUCCCCGGAUGUCCUGCGGACACUUGCCCAGAUCUCAGCUUUGGAUAUCGGGGCCCAUGUGGGCCCACCCAGGGCAGCAGAGAAGGCCCAGCUGACAGGGGGGAUCCUGCUGGAUGCCAUCCUUGCCAACUUCUCCCAGGUCCAGAGCCUGGGGCUGCCCCUCAAGAUGGUCAUGUACUCAGCUCAUGACAGCACCCUGCUGGCUCUCCAGGGGGCCCUGGGCCUCUAUGACGGGCACACCCCGCCAUAUGCUGCCUGCCUUGGCUUUGAGUUUCGGAAGCGCCUUGGGGAUCCGGAUGAAGAUGAAGGGAAUGUCACCAUCUCCCUCUUCUACCGCAAUGACUCCACCCGUCUGCCUUUGCCCCUCAGCCUCCCUGGGUGCCCAGCCCCUUGCCCACUAGGCCGCUUCCAGCAGCUGACUGCCCAGGCCCGGCCUCCGGAUCACGGGGUCCCCUGCCAUGGCUCGUAUGAGCCUGCCACCCUCUCAGCCACCACAGUGCCUCUACUUGCUGGAGUUGUGGCUGUGCUAGCAGCUCUCACCUUGGGACUGGGCCUGCUGGCCUGGAGACCGCGCUGCCUGCGGGCUUGGGGGGGCCCUGUGUGA
This is a messenger RNA of Galeopterus variegatus (Sunda flying lemur), 1281 nucleotides long. RefSeq names its product acid phosphatase, testicular (gene ACP4). Lineage: Eukaryota; Metazoa; Chordata; Mammalia; Dermoptera; Cynocephalidae. The transcript is spliced from 11 exons. Gene Ontology annotation, cellular component: postsynaptic membrane; lysosome. Gene Ontology annotation, molecular function: protein tyrosine phosphatase activity; receptor tyrosine kinase binding; acid phosphatase activity. The record is from RefSeq and is a predicted model, not a curated record. Gene Ontology annotation, biological process: negative regulation of ERBB4 signaling pathway; lysosome organization; regulation of neuronal synaptic plasticity. Bases 1 to 1281 code for a protein of 426 amino acids.